Mirounga angustirostris (Northern elephant seal) is the source of this 8569-nucleotide messenger RNA. It is a transcript of the gene STYK1, whose product is annotated as serine/threonine/tyrosine kinase 1. Gene Ontology annotation, molecular function: transmembrane receptor protein tyrosine kinase activity; ATP binding. Gene Ontology annotation, biological process: cell surface receptor protein tyrosine kinase signaling pathway; positive regulation of kinase activity; protein phosphorylation. Bases 5321 to 6586 code for a protein of 421 amino acids. NCBI's taxonomy places the organism in Eukaryota, Metazoa, Chordata, Mammalia, Carnivora, Phocidae. The transcript is spliced from 11 exons. The record is from RefSeq and is a predicted model, not a curated record. Gene Ontology annotation, cellular component: signaling receptor complex; plasma membrane.
GUAGGCAUAUGAGCUUGAGACCAUGGGAUUCCUCCUGGAAGGAACAAGUUCUUGUCUGAGUUUGGCAGUAGGCAUGCUUCGUUCCUACUCUCUCUCUCUCUCGAAUAAUCUUUGUUGAGGUGUUAUGAUGGCAUUUAGAUUAGUUUUCUUUAUAUAAAUGAAGGAGUUAAGAGUUCUGACCUUCUUGAAUCUCCAACCUGAGGUUUUCAACACCAACUGCCAUGUUGUAUAUUUACAUGUGUGUCUUUCAGAAAAGAGGAAGAGGAGGGGCCCCUUUCCAUCCGCACUUAGAAAUUUCUUACCCCCCCGGGAAGAUGGUGCCUUCAAAUUGAGAAAUGUUACAGUAUAUGUCAAUGCUAUGUAGUUACUUCUCAGAUACACUGCACCUUUCAAAUUUAUCCUUUAAAUCAGGUACAUGUUGAGCCCUAGGUUUGUGCCAAGCAUUAUUCUGGUGGCUAGGAGGGAACAAACCAACAAAAGACUCUAGUCCCAGUGAGCUUGCAUUUUAGUGAGUGAAUAUGGAGAAUAAACAAAUAUGUAAACAAGUGUGAAAUGUAAUGUCAGAGGGCAAUAAAUAUUAUAAAAGAAAAAACAUGGUAAAGGGAUAAAGAUUGGCAUAAUUGCAGGAGGUACAUUUAUUUUAAAUGGGGGGGCGGUCUCUAAAUGAUAACAGAAUAUAUAAAUGGAUUCAUGAGGUGGGAGAUCAAUAACCGUUUGAAUUUCUAGAGAGAAGAACAUUCAAAGCAGGGAGAGCAGAUGCAAAGACUGCAGGGAGGGAACGUGUGUACUUGGCCUGUUUAAGAAAUGGCAAGCAAGGGAAAGGAUUGUUCAAGAACUUGUAUUGCCUUGCAAGUUCAAAAAAAACCAAAGUUGCACAAGGCAAAAAAUAUUCAAAGGUAUAAAGUAUUUUAUGAAGAAAUGUCAUCUUAGCUCUGAUUUCCUUAAGGCAACCAGGUAGUAUGUUUUUUUUAAAAAAAGAUCUAUUUCAAAUCUUUUACGUUCAUGGGGGUUUGUGUGUGUUUGGCAAACUGAUGCAACUCAGGGAGGGGGAAGGGGUUUUAACUGUUAUUCUAACAACAAACAUUAGAUCUGUUUUUAAAAUGCCAUGGGUAAGUUUACUGCCCAGCUGGUGUUCUAACUGCCCCCCACCCCUUCCUGCUCAUUUUAAACAAUUUUAUUGUGGAGUCUUUCAAACUUUUUUUUGAAUGUCUUUUAACACUAUAUACACUGGCAUUGACAUUUUUUGCCCAUCUAAUUAUCUUUAUUGUUACUCCAUUAUCAAACGUAGGUAGAGUCCUCUCAUCAUUUGUACCGGCUGCACAACAUUUCAGUUAUAUAGCUGUCCAUAAUUUUGUCAGCCCACUUACUGGAUAUUGAGGCUUUUUUAAAAAUUGCAAUUAUAAACACUUUAUGUCAUAGUUCCAACAUCCUUACCUCUAAAUACUAUCCAUCUGUUUCCAGGUUUACUGUUAAUCUGUUUCUAGAGAAAAAACAAUGUAACAAUGCAUGCAAAGAGUUGGGGGGAAAAUCUUUGGUAGUGGGUAUAAGUAUAAUCCUAAAACACUGGUUUGAAGGUACAGAAGAAAGAAUUGGAUUUGAUGUGAGGAUGGGCCCGAAAUAAGUUUUUUGUUGUUGUUUUCCUUUUACAGCAAGGGAUCAGGGACUUGAAUUGCUUUAUCAAGAUACAGAGGCUAUCUGGGUGGGAACAUAGCUGGAGAUUAACUAGAAGGCUGUCAUCUGCUGAUCACACAUUAGCUGUGAUUGGUUAGUAAGCUCGUGAAUUUUGCAUGUGUGAUGGAACAGCACCUGUAGAGAAAACCUACACAACUCGAAAUAUUUGCAUGCCUACUAUUUGCCAAGAGGGAUGCUUGGUGCUCUUGUAUCACAAAUAGCUCAACUGACAACAGUAUUCUAAGGGGCUCCUGCAUUGCAAAGGUGCAAUUUUUCAAAGUACUUUAGCUCUUGGUGGAAUGGAAAAAUGUAUUUAAACACAAAUACUUUGAGAUUUUGAAGUAAUAAAGUUCUUUAAAUCUUAGAGCUGAUGCAGAUUGAAACUUCUGGGAAGCUAGUACUUGGUUUCAGUUGAAAAGAGGAGAAAAUAAAUGUAAUCUCUUGACUCCAGGGGAGUGAUUUGGUAUAUCAUGGCAUAGAUGUCUUUCUUGUUUAAUAGAAGUCUAGAAAGGAAACAGGCUGUUAUAAAUCUCUAAAAACUAGGUAAUCUUGUUCAGCAAAGGUGAUACUAUAUUAGUUUUGUCAUUUUCUUAGGGUGAAAGCAUUUCAUCUGACAAUCUAGCUCCAGAACCACCCAGAUUUUCACAAAGGGAUGGCAAGCUGUAAUGGAGCUGAAGUCCACACUGGUAACGUGACAGAGGUUGCUUAGCUUGUCGAUCCCUCCCCACACUUCUGUGUUUUGCCCAGUAUUCUAUUAAGAGGGCUGUAGAAUGGAGGCGUGUGAUAGAAGAGAUGAGAAAUCACUCUAUGUUAUUACCAUAGUUUUUUUUCGUGCAUUGAUCUCACUGUUUAAUUCAAAGGGGACUUCAUAUGUGGGGUUCAAAAUGACUCUUGAGCCUACUGCAUGGACAUGGCACCAUGGGUAAAAGUCCCUUUGAUCAGUUGAGAACAGAACUUCUCAACCAAUAAAAUUAUUGGGAAUUGUGUGUGUGUGUGUGUGUGUGUAUGUGUGAUUAUGAAAUUCCUAAACCAUUUUCUAAAAUGGCUGUUAUGGCUGAAUUGUGUCCCUCCUAAAUUCACGUUGAAGUCCUAACCCCCACUACCUCAGAAUGUUAACCAUAUUUGGAGAUUAGGUCUUUGAGGAAGUGAUUAAGUUAAAAUGAGGCCCUGAUCCGAUAGAACUGCUACUGUUACAAAAUGAGGGAGAUGCAGACACCGGGGGCUCACAUGCACAGAGGGAUGACCACAUGAAGAGGCAGCGAGAGGGCAGCCGUCCGCAAGCCACAAGAGGCCUCAGGAGAAGCCAGAACUGCCAUCUUGAUCUUGGACUUCCGGCUCCAGAACUAUUCACUCUGCUGAUGUCUACUGUCCUUUCGAGCCCUGAGAAGCCCCAGUUAGGUGCCAGGCAUUGCUGCAGAGACUCUAUUGCUGACUCCAUUUACAGCCUCCCGUCAGGAUCGCUCUGUUUCUCUGUGCGGCCAAGCCUUCCAGGUAGGCUUCAGCAUCCUGCUGCCCUCCCAUGGUGAAGCUGGGCUGCAUUUUCAGAUAAAGUCGGAGAAUCUGUCUGCCUCACUUCUGUGUUAAAUGCCUUUGAAACAGUUCCAAAGCAACACUACCCAGGUUCUAAUAUAGUUUGUUGAUGUUGCUUUGUGAAAUAACUCUACUAGUUACAGUUACAGUCUCCUUUCCUUAGGACUCAGUUGUAAGUCCUGCCCCGACUCUCUUUUUCCUUAUAAUUAAUGAUUUCCCAGGGGUUUCUCCAGGCCUCACGUAAAUAGAUUUCAGGAGUAUCCACCGCACCAGAUUCCAAGCAGGGAUCCCUCACAAGUGCAGGAAUCGCACAAGAGAGAAUGUGCUAAGUAACACAUGAACGGAUGGCUGUUGCAGGAGGUCCGAGGAGAGCAGAAUAUAGCGAAGGCACGUCUGGAGUAAACUGCAGAAUGAAGUCUCCGGUGGAUAUUUCAGUGUGAAUUCCUACAGUUCAACACUUCACAUGAGCAGAGCAGAUAAUGAGCACUCAAACCAACGCUUAAUGAAUUAAUUGUGGGGCAGAAAUAACCACCUGGCAGGAAUGGUGGGACGGAAGCAUUGCUGAAAAUGAGUCAGAGGGCCAGACAUUUGAGAAAGAGGCAAUAAUUGAAAUUAUAAGGGAAUGAACACUUGGAGAGAAAAAAAGAAGUAACAGAUAUCUAGCCACUAUUCAUGAGUAUAAACGUGAGACCUUCUGUUUAUACCUUGUUUAGCUAGCACUGUAUCUAGUAUGUACUUAGGUGUUUCUGUGUCUGAGCAUUGCUAUUUCCAGAAUUUUCUCUAUCUCAGAAAUUUAAAAAAUUUUCAUCUUUUAUUUGAAUUGCUCAAUAAAAUUGGAGAGUAAAUUCUGGCCUCUUCCUCUUUAUUAUAUUUUGCUUUUUAAAAAAAUCCCUAUGUCCUAGAGGUUAUAACUUCUAUCACUGUAAUAGUUCCUUCACAGUAAUGAGAUUUUUAAACAAAAUUCUGUAAAUUAGAAUGGGGAUGGAGCAGUCUAAUAGGGUGCUGCACGAAUUACAAAUAUGAGCAAGCUACAGCCUCUGCCUCAGGAGAUUCUGAUGCUUGGGAAAGCAGAGCAGGAGAUUGCAUAAUAUGAGGCUCAGAUCAGUUCACUCGGCUUUUAUUAAUCAAUCAUGACCUAAAAGAUGGGAAGAACAGUUGGCUGAUGAGAUUUCAUCCUUUUUUAAAAAAAUUAAUGUAAUAUUCAUAUAACAAAGUUACCCAUUAACCAUUUUAAAUGUGCAAUUCAGUGACAUUUAGUAUAGUUCAUCUAAUUUUUAAAAAAAGAUUUUAUUUAUUUAUUUGACAGAGAGAGGGAGAGACAGAGAGAGCACAAGCAGGGGGGGAACAACAGAGGGAGAGGGAGAGGGAGAAGCAGGCUCCUCGCUGAGCAGAGGGAGCCCGACUCGGGACUCGAUCCCAAGACCCCAGGAUCAUGACCUGAGCCGAAGGCAGUCACUUAACUAACUGACCCAACCAGGUGCCCCAGUUCAUCCAAUUUUAAAAGAGCUCUGAAGGAAGAAAAAUUUCAAUAGAGAAGGCUCUAGAGAAUUAAAGUACCUCAGUCUCUAAAUACUCCGCAUUACACUGUGCCCCAAUUCUUUCUGUUCUAAAUAGGUGCUUCUUUGGUAUGCUAUCAGUGCUGAGCAAACUGGUCCCCUAUUUAAGUUAUCUGUGACCCGCAUUUCUUUAAUAGAACUUGUAUUAAGUGUUAGUAUCUAAUAUGGAGUUCUUUCAGCCCUGUAUUUUCUUCCGUGUUUCCUCUGAUUGUAAAUUCCAUGUGGGCAGGUAAUAGACCUACUUUUGUUUAUGCUAUAACCCUAGAGGAGAGCCCAGAAUGUAUUUAGAAAGCAUAUGUUAAUGACUGAUUACCUACUACUGAUACUUUUAUUUCCAUUUAUUCCUUAGCGAUUCCCCAGCAAAGCCUGGAGGUUGCGAUUAUCCCAGGAGAGGACUCAUCAAGCUAAAUCCUGAUCAAAUCCGGACCUUUUAGAGCACCGAUGAAGGCUGCUGCUAUAAGAAUAAUUUCAUCCUUGGGAAUUACUCUCAGUGGUGCUCUGUGCAUUCUCUGAGGGCCAAGCAAAGGAGUGGACAGUUGUGUGACCUGGGAGAUGAGAGAGGCAUGGCACGAAAGCUACUGGAAUGCAGUCUCAGUGACAAGCUGUGUGUUGUCCGGGAGCAGCAGUAUGAGAUCAUCAUCAUCCCAACCAUUCUGGUUGGCACUUUCCUUAUCCUUCUUGCAGUCAUCCUGUGGCUUUUUAUCAGAGGACAAAGAGCUCAACAACAGUCUCCUGGACUCCAAGGCAUUGCCCCUGUGCCUCCAUCUAGGGGCCUAAGCUGGAAGGCAGGAGGACAUGGAGGAAGUGUGUUUGUGCCACUUAAGGAGACAUCGGUGGAAAGCCUCCUACGAACUACCACUCAUGCUCUGGCUAAGCUGCAAGUGCCCCGGGAGCAACUCUCUGAAGUUCUGGAGGAGAUCCACAAUGGUAGUUGUGGGGCCAUCUAUCGAACCAAGAUGUAUACUGGGGACCCAGCUAAGCCAAAGAGUGUUGUCCUCAGGGUUUUGAAAGAACCGGCUGGCCUCCACGAGGUGCAGGAUUUCUUAGGGCGAAUCCAGUUCUACCAGCACCUGGGGAAGCACGAGAACCUGGUGCAGCUGCAAGGCUGCUGCACAGAGGAGCUGCCGCUCUAUAUGCUGCUGGAGGAUGUGGCCCAAGGGGACCUGCUCAGCUUUCUCUGGACCUGUCGGCGGGAUGUGAUGACCAUGGAUGGCCUUCUCUAUGAUCUCACAGAAAAACAAGUAUAUCACAUCGGGAGGCAGGUCCUCCUGGCUUUGGAAUUUCUCCAGGAUAAGCAUCUGUUCCAUGGGGAUGUGGCAGCUAGGAAUAUCCUGAUCCAAAGUGAUCUUACUGCUAAGCUCUGUGGACUGGGCCUAGCUUACGAAGUCCAUGCCCGAGGGGCCAUCCCGGCUACUCACAACGUACCUCUCAAGUGGCUCGCCCCAGAACGGCUUCUGCUGAGACAAGCUGGCAUCAGAGGAGACAUCUGGUCCUUUGGGAUCCUGCUUUAUGAGAUGGUGACUCUAGGGGCACCACCAUAUCCUGAAGUCCCUCCUACCAGCAUCCUACAACAUCUCCAAAGAAGGAAAAUAAUGAAGAGACCCAGUAGCUGCACACAUACCAUGUAUGGUCUUAUGAAGUCCUGCUGGCGCUGGAGUGAGGAGAGCCGCCCCUCACUUAAAGAGCUACACUCACGCCUAGAAAUCGCCGCUCGAACUGCAAAUGACAAAGCUGUGUUGCAAGUACCCGAGUUGGUGGUGCCUGAACUGUAUGCAGCCGUGGCAGGUAUCAGCAUGGACAGCCUCUCCUACAGCUACAGCAUCCUAUGAAGAUCUUGGGGAAAGAAACAUUUAUGAGUGAUCAUAUACUAUUGGAAUGGAUUCCUCCGAGAACAGAGAAUAGCUUUCUAGUGGGACAUAAAGGGACAAAUAGGAUAUUCCCCUACACAUUUCCCUAGAUACCCAAAAUGAUGCCAGAUGAGGCUCUACACUCCAUAUACCCUGGAGACUGAGAAGUAUAGUUUCAUUUCUGCUGUCCCAAUCCUGAAGACCCACAGUAGACGUGGUGGAUAGUACCAUUGCAAAGAAAAUCUUAGAAAUCCACGUUUGUCUGGCAUUGCACAAACAAGCUGGUCCUCCCACCACAGACUGGUUUCCUCUUGAAGCAUGCUUUCAUCUAGAUUAUAGAGUCCAGAGAAGUUGGGAGUCAACUGAUGGAAUAAGGAGCCGGAAAAGAAGUUGAUGAGAAAGAAAAUCAAAAGGUUCUAUUUGCUCAGGAGUACAGACGUGGACCAAGGUCAUCCUUCAAAGAGAAGGUGGAGGAAGGAGAUAAAGUUCUUCAGUCCUGGUCCGUUCAUGCAGGACUGGAGGAGGACCAUGUAGGAAAACUUCAGAGUUUCCUUUUGGGUAUAGAUAAGAGGUAGAUAGUCUCUUUUUAUCUAAUUAUGAGACAAGUGAACUUGGCUGGAACUACUUUUAACUAGAAGCUGGAGAGGUCCAUUCACGAUUAAGAACAUUCAACAGCUAUUGUUCAUCAGACUAGCUUCCUGGUCCCCAUAAAACUAGGGAGACUGAGCCUAGAGAGCCCAUUAGGCUGUGAUGAAUAUACAGUUGACCCUUGAACAACAUAGGUUUGAACUAUGUGGGUCCACUUAUACAUGGAGUUUUUUUCUUGAUAAAUGCAGUGCAGGCCUGUAAAUGUAUUUUCUCUUCCUUAUGAUUUUUUUUUUCUAGCUUAAUUUACUGUAAGAAUACAGAAUGUAAUACAUAGAACAUACAAAAUAUGUGUUGACUGUUUAUAUUUUUGGUAAGGCUUCUGGUCAACAGUGGCUAUUACUAGUUAAGUUUUGGGGGAGUCAAAGUCAUAUGCAGAUUUCUUUUUUUUUUUAAUUUAUUUGAGACAGAGAGAACGAGAGAGAGAGCACAUGAGAGGGGGGAGGGUCAGAGGGAGAAGCAGUUUCCUUGUGAGUAGGGAGCCCGAUGCGGGACUCGAUCCAGGGACUCCAGGAUCAUGACCUGAGCCGAAGGCAGUCACUUAACUAACUGAGCCACCCAGGUGCCCCAAGAUUUUAUUUAUUUAUUCAUGAGGGACAGAGAGAGAGAGAGAGAGAGAGAGAGGCAGAGGGAGAAGCAGGCUCCCAAGGAGCAGAGACCCCGAUGCGGGACUCGAUCCCAGGACCCUGGGAUCAUGACCUGAGCUGAAGGCAGACGCUUAACCAUCUGAGCCACCCAGGCACCCUAUACGCAGAUUUCUGACUGUGCAGGGUUCGGCACACUUAAUCCCUGUGUAGUUCAAUGUACUAUGUACUAUGUGUGUAUUUAAUAAGUAGGAAAUGUGAAAGCCAAGCAAGAAUGCUUAGUAGUCCAGAAGGUCUUUAAAAGGGUUAGAAAAGGAUGUAAUCUGAGACAGAAGGAUGGUAGCUUCUGACUCAAUCAUUCGUUGAUGUACUGUGAAACUUUAUUUCAUUAAAUUAAUAUUUAUUGAGUAAAGUAGGAUUUUCUAGUAUACAGCUGCCAAAUCUCUACAAUAGGAUAAAAGUAAAUAAAUGGAAGUUAAUGUCAACAGAAAAAUUCAGGAGACAAUCUGCAUUGUCAGAAGACUGGUUCCUCAGGUGUAAAGUGGGGAUAAUACCUACCUACCUCACAGGGUUGUUGUGAGGACUGAACAAGAAUAUAUGUUUGUACAGUAUUUGGCUCAUAUGUGCUCAGUAAAUGGUAGUUUCCUUUCUUUUUGCCCCACCUAUCCUAGAAUCUUUCAUAUCUUUUUCAUUUAAAAUCUACUGUAGCCAGGGGUGCCUGGGUGGCUCAGUCGUU